AUGGACGCGAUUCGAGUGACAGAAUUCGUCUCCUCUGUAUCUUCCCUGCGACCCCAAGCUACCCCUUUUCCUCCCCAACCCCGGCCCGGAGAAGUCCUUGUCGCAAUUCACUGCGCAGCACUGAAUCAUGUUGACCUCCUCUAUGCUCAAGGAAAACAUCAAAACAACACGUCGUUGAUCCGCCCGCCGUUCACCCUGGGGCUCGAAUUUUCUGGGACAGUUUUCGCUGUCGGUAGCACAGCCACUGCUGAUGGGCCGCAGUUUAAACCAGGACACAAGGUCUUUGGUGCAGGGUUGGGUGCAUAUGCUGAAUGGAUUGUUGUUCCAGCACGAAGUCUCCACCAUAUCCCGCACAACUGGACUUUUGAGGACGCUGCCGGGCUUGCAGCAACAGCAAAUGUCGCGUAUGGUGCUGUUGCAAUCCGAGGCGGAGUCAAAGAGGGUGAUUGGGUUAUGGUCCAUGGAGCCGCCGGGGGAAUAGGUGUAUAUGCCUGCCAAAUCGCCAAGGCUUUAGGGGCCAAAGUCAUCGCAGGUGUUAGGGACACUCGAAAUUCUGAAAAGGUCGGCAUUCUGAGGACAGUAGGUUGCGUCGACGGCAUUGUCGCGACUGGCUCUGGGCCGGGCUGGGAGAAGGAAGCGAAGGAUAUAACAUGUGGUCAUGGAAUAGACGUCGUAAUUGACAACGUCGGUCUUGUUAAAGAGAGCAUCCGCUGCUUGAGACCGGUGGGCGGAAAGAUCGUUCUGGUUGGUUUUGCUGGUCGAGGAGGUGUCAUGGAACAACUCACGGCCAACAGAAUAUUGCUGAAACAAGCUGUCAUAAUCGGUUAUCGAUACGGAGACACAGAUCGAAAGAAUCCCAAAGAAUCAGAGCAAGUGUGGAGAGGCUUGAUGGGAAUGGUUGGUUCGGGUGCGCUCAAGCCGGUUGUCUAUCCAAAGAUGUACCAUGGUCUCGAUAAAGUCAAGGUUGCCAUGGAAGAUCUACAGGCAAGAAAGAUAUAUGGCAAAGCAAUCAUCUAUGUCAAAAAGCAGGAUAAGCCCUCUUUAUAG
Molecule: messenger RNA, 1047 nt
Organism: Coccidioides immitis RS
Lineage: Eukaryota; Fungi; Ascomycota; Eurotiomycetes; Onygenales; Onygenaceae
Product: NADPH2:quinone reductase
Exons: 2
Coding region: 1-1047 (348 amino acids)
Cellular component (GO): mitochondrion
Molecular function (GO): oxidoreductase activity
Source: RefSeq, a predicted model, not a curated record